AUGGCGAAUACAAAUACAACCAACUUCAUCGGCUCCACCACUCCACGGCGUUCGUCCUACUUCUCCGCCUGUAUGUCGCCGUCGUGCGUUCCCGUCGACGAACAAUACACCCGAAUCAAAAGCACCAGAAGCGAGAAUCAUCAUCAUCAUCAUCACCAAAGACGGAAGUUGAAGAAGCUGAUGAACAAGGUAGUUGAAGAAAGCAAGAAGAGCAUAUACGGAUCUUCUAAACCUUUGGUAUUCCACUACGAUGCUGUUAGUUACUCACAGAAUUUUGAUGAAGGCAAUCAUGGUGAUGAUUUUUAUAUGUACAGACUUCGAAUCGCGCAAGUGUUAGGAGAAUGCUCGUAA
Messenger RNA from Lactuca virosa, 351 nucleotides. NCBI's taxonomy places the organism in Eukaryota, Viridiplantae, Streptophyta, Magnoliopsida, Asterales, Asteraceae. The record is from the annotation of a GenBank genome assembly.